This is a messenger RNA of Solanum dulcamara, 1560 nucleotides long. RefSeq lists its product as uncharacterized. The transcript is spliced from 3 exons. The record is from RefSeq and is a predicted model, not a curated record. Lineage: Eukaryota; Viridiplantae; Streptophyta; Magnoliopsida; Solanales; Solanaceae. The coding region runs from base 211 to 1044 and encodes 277 amino acids.
UCCUUUUCUAUUGUUUUGGUUUUCAACAUCUAACAUAGUACAGACAAAUACCUAAUUCUCUUACCUAUAAUUACUACAUUAAAUAGCCUUAUACAAUUUUUGUCGAAACUCAUCAACAGGCCGAAGGAAGCUCCAAUUUUUCUACUUUGAUCUGUUGCAUAAAUCAUAGUGUCUCUCAACUUCAAAUUGGCUUAUCGUUGGACAUGAUCUAUGUUCAAUGAUGAUGAACUGUUGGCCUUCAAAAAGAUGCAUGAAUUUUCCACAGUGGACGGCUUUGUAGAGAUAACUGAAUCCUUGGCGGAGAUGAUAAAUUUCAUUGCAAAUGAGCCCUCUGUGGGGCUUUUCUAUAUUCAACAGCAUACCGAGAAAGCAGCUCCCAACCUUGUAAAGCUUAAAAACAAUACCGAAUUGAAAUCCCGCGAAAUGGCUCUCCACUCAGAAGAUUCAGAGGAUUCCAUCACCGUGAUCAGGUCGAUGAAAGAGUGUGGUGUUCCAAUUGCUAACGAUAUGAUCAAAGAUCUCAGACAUACUCUGGCUGUCAUUUCAAAGAAACAACCAAAAAAAGGAUUGAUUAGCAGACCCAGUUCAAGUUUCCCAAUUGGUAUAACUACCUCUUGGAGUCCUUCCACCUGGGUUCGCAAUACAGGUUCAGAAGAGGAUGAUGAAAGGACAGCUGGAUAUCUCUCAAACGUUUUUAAGUCCGCAAAACAAAAGGCUAGUAACUUUAAGUGGCCUCAGUUAGAGACUGGAGAAUCUCAACUAGCCAAGAGUGAACCAUCUUCCUCGGACAAGGAUGAACUAUCUUUGACCUGUAGUAAUGAUGCACUAUUAGCUGCAGAUGUGAGCUCUUCUUCCUCAAUUGGACGGGCUAAUAGUGAAGACUUAGCAUUGUCAAGUCAAACCGUAAAUGAGCUACAACAAGAACAGGUAAACAAAAGCAUGUCCUAUGAUCAACUGCUGUCUUUAUCCGAUAACUUUGAUGAAUUUAAAGCUGAUAAAGAAGUGAAAUUAGAAGAGUGGUUGGGAGGGACAUUGAAAUCAUAAUGCUGGUCCGGAGAAUAAGGAACGCUGAAGUCCUUUAGCUCGAUUGUACUCUUUAACCUCGACGAUACUUUUCUUAUGGAGGACUCUCCUCCUGUAUCAUGAUUCAUAUACUUUGUUAUACUAGAUGAAAAAUGUAAAAGUGAGAGCUCAAAGUAGUCAGGAAAGAGAAGAAAAAGGGAUCUUGAAUUUAUGACCAUUCUAGUUGUGUUUGUAAAAGUGGAGCAUUGUUCGUUUUUGAGCAACAGUAAAGUUGUCUCCGUGUGACUUAUAAGUUGCUCUGGAUAGGCUGGCUACAUUACGGGGUACUCAGUGCACCGGACUGCCUUUUCCUCUUUUCCGCCCUAGUUGUGUUUGUCCAUUGAGGAAUGUAUUGUUUGUAGACUGCUUUAGCUGAUUCUUAUGUUGUGUUCUAAAUACUCAGCUUCAUGGUUCAAAUAUGAAACCAUGUACCUAAGGGUCGUUUGGUUCAUAUACUAGUUAUGCAGAUAUUCAAACGAAUGGAUUGUUUUGCGAGGA